This is a messenger RNA of Saccoglossus kowalevskii, 2044 nucleotides long. RefSeq names its product calcium-binding protein 39-like. NCBI's taxonomy places the organism in Eukaryota, Metazoa, Hemichordata, Enteropneusta, Harrimaniidae. The record is from RefSeq and is a predicted model, not a curated record. Gene Ontology annotation, biological process: intracellular signal transduction. Gene Ontology annotation, molecular function: protein serine/threonine kinase activator activity.
CUCAACUGGAUUUCCGUGAACACCUUGCUGGCUUUGAAGUUUAAUAGUGAACAAGACCAUCAAUUAUUGACGGUGUAGCCGGUAUAUUUUGGAAUUUAUUGUGACAGAAAACAAUUUCGACUUUUUAAGUAGACAGAUGUGCUAAAAAAGACUGAUACUCUAUAAUUUGUUAUACUCGCUCACAAUGCCACUGUUUGGCAAGUCUCAGAAGAGCCCUCAAGAGUUAGUGAAAACUCUCAAGGAAGCAAUGACUGUCUUAGAAAAAGAGAAUGUCACAGAUAAAAAAGCUGAAAAGGCUUCAGAGGAUGUGUCUAAGACGUUGAUUUCAAUGAAGAAUAUCCUGUAUGGUACAGGGGAUCAAGAGCCGCAAACUGAACUAGUGGCACAACUUGCACAGGAAUUGUACAACUCAAAUCUACUACUCAUACUUAUACAAAACCUACAGAAAAUUGACUUUGAGGCCAAAAAGGAUGUAGCCCAAAUUUUUAAUAACAUCUUGAGACGACAGAUUGGUACACGAUCUCCUACAGUAGAAUAUAUCUGUACAAAACAAGAGAUUCUUUUUACUCUUAUAAAAGGGUAUGAAACACAGGAAAUAGCUCUUAACUGUGGUGUCAUGUUGAGGGAAUGUGUUAGACAUGAAGCAUUGGCAAAAAUUAUUCUCUACUCCCCUGACUUCUAUAAUUUCUUUAAAUAUGUUGAGAUGUCUACAUUUGACCUUGCCUCUGAUGCAUUUGCAACAUUCAAAGAUCUUUUAACCAAACAUAAGAUAUUGUGUGCAGAAUUUUUGGAAAACAACUACGGUGAUGUAUUCUCACAUUAUGAAGGUUUACUCAACUCAUCUAAUUAUGUGACAAGAAGACAAUCAUUGAAGCUACUUGGAGAGUUACUUUUGGAUAGACACAACUUCACUGUGAUGACAAAAUAUAUCAGUAAUCCAGACAAUCUAAAAUUAAUGAUGAAUAUGCUGAGAGACAAGAGUCGGAAUAUACAGUUUGAGGCCUUCCAUGUGUUCAAGGUGUUUGUUGCAAAUCCAAACAAAAGUAAGCCUAUAUUAGAUAUACUAUUGAAGAAUAAAGAGAAACUUGUGGAUUUUCUAUGCCAUUUCCACAACGAUAGAACAGAAGAUGACCAAUUUAAUGAUGAAAAAGCAUACUUAAUAAAACAGAUUCGUGAACUGAAACCUGUGGCAUAGUAAAAUGAAGGGUGUAUAACUUACAGGCAAACUAUGUACCUGUAUAUAAUCUAUUAACACAAGUAGUUGUACAGGUUGUAUGACAGACUAAACUAUUAGUAGUAUUGUGUAGACAUCUAUGGAAAGAGCCCAAGUGCCAUCCAUGUAUUUAGUUAUACUAUAGGAUUAAUAGUCAGCUAUGUAAAUUGCACAUAUAUAGUUUUAAAAAAAUUAAUUCAUACAAUCAUUUUUGUUUCAACCUAAUUUUUCCAACUUUUAUUUCAAAGGUAUAUUGUUUUUUGACUCGUGUGCGAGUCUUCGCGACUACUAUGUAUGCAAGUCAUUCCAUUGUUAUGUCAAGAACCACUUGUUGGACUUCAAUGAAAUCUGGUACCUAGAUGCUCUUAUAUAAUGUGCAUAUUGUUUACCUAAUUUACAUAACAAUUAACCAAUUCUCAGCUGUUGCACUUGAAAUGCCUAUAUCUCAACACUACUCUGUAUAGUUCAAUGAAACUUGGUACAUGUAGACCUGAGUUAUGGGUUGAAAUUUGUAUAAUAGUUACCCAUUUUAUGAUGUAGCUAGUGUUUUCUGUGUAUUGUAAAUCAGAUUAUUUUCACUGCAGAGCUAUAAUUUUAAUUAUCACAUGACCUGGUUCAUAUCAUUCAGUUGUAACGUUUAGCAUAUAAUACCACUGCUAAUAUGGUAUGGUAAACGUAGUGAUAUUCAUGUUACACAUUAAAUGCAUGUUUGUACAGUACCAUAUUUGUUCUAUUAGAAGCGCAUGUAAGCCAACAGUUACAUCUAUAAUUUGACCAUGGACACAUCUUUGUUAUUUAUGCGAGUGUUUCUAAUAAAGCAAAUACAUUAUG